Molecule: messenger RNA, 1220 nt
Organism: Trichoplusia ni (cabbage looper)
Lineage: Eukaryota; Metazoa; Arthropoda; Insecta; Lepidoptera; Noctuidae
Product: armadillo repeat-containing protein 7
Exons: 3
Coding region: 339-884 (181 amino acids)
Source: RefSeq, a predicted model, not a curated record
GAGUUUAGUUCUUGUUGUUAAGUCUUAUUAUACCUAAACCAAGAUAAAAAAUUUAAGCAUUUUUGUUCCACUGUUUAUGUAUACGAAUAAUAGUCAAAUUACGAUUUAUUUAAUAGUAAAACGAUAUAUUGUAACUUCUUGUCGCUAACAAUACUUUUCUGUAUUUCAUCUGUGAAUUAGCGCAACAACAAAAGAAAUAUUUAUGUCACAAGAAUGAAGAAUUUAAGAUGGUGGACCUGGACUGUAAUUUACUACAAUGUCAAUAAGUCGCGCGCGGAAUUUUAGUAAAAAUGAUAUAUUGCUAAAUUAAAUUGUGUAUUACCCAAUGUUAUCUUUCAAUGUUUAGUAACAGAGCUCAACUUUUGAAACGUACUCCUGAAAAUGGGACUGAUCGCGAAACCUUCUUGUCUCUCCUAGUGGAUGAAUAUUUGAAUUCGACAUUGCAUGAUGCUAAAUGCCAGGUUCUAGCAAAUUUGGCCAAUUUUGCUUAUGAUCCCAUUAAUUACGAGUACAUCAGAAAUGUUGGUGUCCUAGACAUAUUUUUAUAUGUUGUGAAGAAUGAGAACAAUCAUCAACUUCUGCAUUUUGCUGUAGCUGGAAUCUGCAAUUCGUGCUGUGAUCCAUUGAAUGCUGACUAUAUAAUAACACAUGCUGGACUGAAGCCUCUUGUUGCAUUGCUGAAAUUGGAGAACAUUAACAUUUUAGCAGACACAAUCACAUCUUUGUUAUAUCUCAAUAACAAUCAAAUUAGAACAGAGUUAAGCACUGCUGAAGUUGUCCAACGCAUUUCUGAUAUACAAAAGUCAAAUGAUAAAAGACUAGUUAACCUGGCUACCAUAUUUUUGCAAGAUGUCUGCUGUACAAGUGACCAGGAGCAGUUAUAAAUAAAAGUAAAUCUUAAAAAUGAACAAAAUGCUGUCCAACAGGUUCCCUUAUAUUGUUGUAAACAAUAAAAACUAUCAGAAGAUAUGUAAGAUUCAUACAACAACAUUCAGUAACACAGCUUUUAAGGCAGGAGAUAAAAUCCGCAUACAAAAAACAUUGACUCAGAAAGAUUUGGAUGCAUUCUCAAACCUGACGAGCGACCAUAAUUAUUUGCAUCAAAACAAUGGUAACAAAAGGCCAAUAGUGCAUGGGGCACUACUGAAUGGGUUGGUGGCAGGACUGAUUGGCACUCACUUGCCAGGUCCAGGCACAGUGCUGGUUUCACAAACUAUGAA